Messenger RNA from Manis pentadactyla (Chinese pangolin), 629 nucleotides. RefSeq names its product translocase of inner mitochondrial membrane 13 (gene TIMM13). The transcript is spliced from 3 exons. The record is from RefSeq and is a predicted model, not a curated record. Bases 75 to 362 code for a protein of 95 amino acids. Lineage: Eukaryota; Metazoa; Chordata; Mammalia; Pholidota; Manidae.
GGUGCCCUGGGAGGCUGACUUCCGGCGCGGGCACGAGCUGCGCACACGUUCCCAGGCCGGCUAACCGCGGAGCUAUGGAGGGAGGCUUUGGCUCGGACUUCGGGAGCUCCAGCGGCGGCAAGCUGGACCCGGGGCUCAUCAUGGAGCAGGUGAAAGUGCAGAUCGCGGUGGCCAACGCGCAGGAGCUGCUGCAGAGGAUGACAGAUAAAUGCUUCCGAAAGUGCAUCGGGAAGCCGGGGGGCGCUCUGGAUAAUUCCGAGCAGAAGUGUAUCGCUAUGUGCAUGGACCGCUACAUGGACGCUUGGAACACCGUGUCUCGCGCCUACAACUCGCGGCUGCAGCGGGAGCGAGCCAACAUGUGACCGGCCACCCCGCGCCCACCUGUGCCCUUUGUCCGGCGGGGCGCCUGCCCUAGGUUUAUGAAGAUGCGCCUGGUGCGAGGACACGAGAUUGCCAGCGCCCCACUAGCCAGGGCGUGUAACUUGGGCUUGGGGACCCUGCCUUUCCCGAAGUGCUGGCAGCCCAACGGCACCUGUCCAGGUGUGCGCAGAUCAGACUUGGGGUGGGAUCAGACCCUAUUGAGCUGUGACCCGCUGGGACAGCUGGACGAAUAAAUCGCUGACGGUGGG